GUACGCUCUUUCUGUGUUGUUGUUGCAUCUUUGCAAUUUUCGUUUAUACCUGUUUCUUUGACCAAUAAGAUAUAAAGUUAAUUGUGAUAGUUUUUUCUGCCAGACAUGAAUUUGUUUAACUGGAACUUUUUGGGAAGCUUGUUGAAUUAUAUUGCAAAUUAUUUCUCCGAAUUUCUGUGUCAACCCAUUUACUUAUGUCAUUCCAGUUGGCAAGAUGAUACAUUGGGACUAGUUUUGUUCUUUGAAUAAUUGAACCAUAAAUUUGGCAAGUUAUUGGAACAUGAUCGGAAUUUAGAAGUCCUGGAUGAGUUUCGAUUGAAGAUAUGUUUAAAUUCGAGUUUGUAAGUAAGAGGUCUAGAACUGAAGGUUGAGUAUUGUGCGUUCUCUGACAAAAACGUGUGUAGUUGUGUGGAGAAUGUAUAUAAUAAUUAGAAAUCAACUGGUGGUUAUACAGCCUUCUACCAGCGGUGUUAAUUUCAUUACAGUUCCAGGUGGUGUGGUGAGCGUUGAAGUCUCCAAAUAUCAGAAAUUCAGAAUUUGGAAUAUUUUUUUACAAAAUGGGACGCUCUAGACCUGUGAAGGAAUCUUCUACUAAAACAAAUCCAUCAACAACCAUUGAGACUGCAUCAAAAUUGGAAAAACUCCAAAAAAGUAUAGAAGAACUUCAAAAAGAUCUAUUGUCUGAAAUGCAUGUCUUAAUAAAAUCAAAUUUAACCUCCACUGCAGUGGCCACAAGAUAUUUGGACAAAUUUCCUCCUCAAUCUAAAUCGGAAAUGGACGAUAUAGAACUAGAAAUUUCUGAUGAAAAUAUGGAAGCUAUGACUCACACAAUUAAAAAAAUAGUGGGAAGAAAUGGUAUUAAGAAAAUGCUAACAGCCAUUUUUGAUAAACAUCUGCUACUAGAAUUUAACGUUGAUGGAAGACAAAAUAAAAAAGAGACUCUUAGACUACCCAAAACUUAUAAAUUUAAUUUACAAAUGUGUCUAUAAAGACGAAAUGUUGACAAAAAAGGCCUUUUAUGAUGAAAUAAGAAAAGGCAUUCGCUUGGCAAAAAAUAGACAUUACAAAGAAGCAUCCUUUAAAAAAAAAUCAGCAGCUUAGAUUAAAUGACAUUCAAAGUAAUUCUUCUAAUGAUGAAAAUAGUUUAAAUUAUUUAAAUACAAAGGAAAAUGAAUUAUCUUUAAUGGAUUUUUAACUAUUUUUCUUCUUAAAUUUCAUGAAUUUUCUUUUUUGGAAUAAUUUAUUUUUUACUCUUAUUGCUG
Lucilia sericata (common green bottle fly) is the source of this 1262-nucleotide messenger RNA. RefSeq lists its product as uncharacterized. The transcript has 6 exons. The record is from RefSeq and is a predicted model, not a curated record. NCBI's taxonomy places the organism in Eukaryota, Metazoa, Arthropoda, Insecta, Diptera, Calliphoridae. Bases 558 to 989 code for a protein of 143 amino acids.